AUAUCGUAAUGGCGGUAGCCUGAACUAUUUUGAAUUCUUAUCUGCUUUUCGAGGUUUACGGCGCGUCUGCGCGGUAAAAUGACCUGUUUUAUUGGUAAAAACGAUUUCUAAGUUUACUACUAUAAUGGAUUCUGUUGUUGGCGACGACGUGACCCUCCCUGUUGAUGUCAACGGAAGCUGCCAGCUCCCAGACUCCAUAAAUGCAGGAGAGUUUUCUUCAGACAACAUGACAGCUCCAUUGUUUCCUGAAAAGAUGUCCCCCAUCAAAGCUCUCACCAUGAAGGACUAUGAGAAUCAAAUCACAGCUCUGAAGAAAGAGAACUUUAAUCUGAAGCUUCGCAUUUACUUCAUGGAGGAGCGUAUGCAGCAGAAAUGUGAUGACUCCACUGAAGACAUUUUCAAAACGAACAUAGAGCUUAAGGUGGAGUUGGAGUCGAUGAAGAGAGAGCUAGCUGAGAAACAGGAGCUGCUUGUGUCUGCAUCUAAAGCGUUGGAAAGUCUAGCGGGUCGAGAAUCGGGAGAACCCCAGCGAGUCAGAGAGCAAGCUCAGAGGGAGAUGGGCGCAUUAAGAGAUGUAUUCAACAAAAGGAUAACAGAACUAGAACAGAAUUUACAGGCAGCAGAAGAAGAGGUUGAGAGGAUGGCGGCCAUUGCUGAAGAGGAGAAGCUUAAGAAUAUAAACAUGGAGAAGCAACUUCAGGCUGUUGCUUCAACAGACAUCCAUGCCCCGUUUUCUCUCCCAAGAACAGUACAGGAUUUACAGCAAGCUCUACGGGAGAGUGAUAAUGAAAUCAAGCAGCUCAAGAUCACCGUAAAGAACCAGGAGGCUUUGAUCCAACAGCAGAACAGCGGAGACUCACAGACAGAGCCGCAAUCAACCAAACAGUUCUCUGAGCUUAUUGUAGAAAAAGACCAGGAGCUUAAGGAACUGAGGGACGAGCUUCAAAGAGAGAAAGACAAAGCGCAGCCAGACCAACAGAAAUGUCCUGGCUACACCACAGAUGACUACAGCAGCCUCAGAGGAUUUGAUCUGACUGAAUACGUGGGGGAGAGAAGCGGGCGAUUGUCGAAAAUCCAAAGCUCCAUGAAGGACCCGUGUCGUAUAUGUGGUGUCCGUCUGGUGGGUAGCCAGUGCCGCUGGAUAUUUAGUUCAUCGGGGAAGAGGAAGCUGCAGGUCAUCCUGUCCCACGUGUUGGGUCGGGAGGUGAUCCGAGAUGGUCGUGGAGAGUUCCUCUGUGGAAAAUGUGUGUUCCAGCUGGAGAAGGUUAUUCAGUGUGAUAUUAAUAUCAACCAGUUGCAAGAUGAGCACAACAAUAAGAUUCAGAAAUUCCUGACGGAGAAGGAACACCUGAUCCAGUGCAUUGUCCAUAUCUACAACAGAAACAAUCCUGGGAGUAGUUCUAGGGGAAGCGCCCGCUCCAGGACUCCCCUCAGGUCCUCUGAGGUUGGCAGUCCCGAUGUGGACGCCGUGUGUCAGCCGCUCCACGAAGGACUGCUUUUCAGGGAACAUGGGAGCGUUGACGGGGAGAUUCGCAUGAGAAGGUGUGUGAGUCUGGAUAGAAUCGUCGGUAAAGGAGUGCUACCUGGCCGCUUGGGGCUUCGGAGCAGCAGACUGGGAUCAGGCGCUGGGCUAGAUGGAUGCAUGAAGAAUAUCGGACUGAGUGGCACACGUCACCGCUCACAGAGCAUGUACCUUGAUCUGGUGCAGCGCAAGGGAACGCUGUCUAGGCAAGGAUUCAAAAGUCACUCCACUUCUCUACAGUCUCUCAACAGAGACUUCUGCUCUGACCAGCCUGCAGAUCGUUCGCACAAGCGAAAACUUUGGGACUCAAAGUUGUUUCUUUCUGGGCAUGGUACCAACAGUGACACAAGAAGAAAAGUUCAGCCAAAAGCAAUGCUCCACAGGUCCUCAAGUCAGCCGUCUGUAAUCUCUGACCUAAUCCAGCUCCUGCGCUGCAUCUCCAAGCACCAAGUGUCUGCCCCCUCAGGCAGUCGUAUUCCCGUGCUAAUGAGGUUAAACACCGGUGCUGCCGUUACUCGAGCCAAACUAAGAAACAGAGAAUGGACAUUUCUGCAAGAUCUCACUGAGGAGUUUAAUGAUCAGUAUGCCCCUGUCAAAGUAAAGGUAGAUCAUAAGAGCAAUAUAAAUCGAUUGGAGUCCGUCAAUAAAAUGCUGACUGAAGAGCUCAACCGGGUGAAAAGCGCCAAUGAAAACAUGACAAAAACACUGGCGGAAUCACAGAAUCACAACAAGACCCUUUCUGUGACGUUGGAGGAGAAGGAGACUGAGCUUGACACAGAGAAGAAAAACACUCUGAAGAGAGAUAAAACCAUCCAAGGGCUUACCCAGGUCCUCAGAGAAAAGGAAAAAGAGAUUGAGGAACUUUGUCAGGAGAUUGAGGACAGAGACGAUGCUUUGGCCAAGGCCAGAGAGGCUGCACAUAAAGCCCAGCUGCAGAAAUACCAGGGAGUAGAGGAGCAUCAAAGCCUGUUAAUGGAAAAACAAACUGAGUUGGCCCAACUCCAAGGGGAGCAUCACACCAAGGUGCUCGAAGCCCAAAAACUACAGCGUGCCUUGGACAGGAAAGAACAAGAACUUGCUGACAUGCAGCAGUCAAAGGACCAACUUGAGAUGGAACUAGAAGACAUGCAGCAACAGAAAAAGAAAGGAGACAAAGCCCUAAAUGAUCUCGCCAAUCAGCUGAAAAAAGUGAACGGUGAGAUGAAAGAACGGGAAAGUGCUCUGGAACAGCAGUACCAGGAGAUGCUGGAACAAACCAAAAGAAAGCUGCACAGCCAUGAAGUCACCAUCCAGAGGCUCACAACCACACUGGCUGAUAAAGAGCAGCAGCUACAGGAAUACAUAAACAUGGUCAGAGACUUGGAGCAAAGCAAAAGCCCCGGCAGUAAUGACGGCAUGCUCACCAAGCUGCGGCAAAGGCUAAAAGAAAAUGAGAGCGCCCUGGAGCAAGCUCUGGAUGACAAAUUUUCUGCCAUUGAGGAGAAGGACAAUGAGAUCCACCAGCUGCAGCUUCAGCUCAGAGAAAAGGAACGGGACUUGGACCGGCUCAAUAACCUGCUCACUCAUAAUGAGGAAACCAUCAAUCCACAAAGGAGAGAUGCUACUGAAUGUGAGAUGUUGACCUCGGAGAAAUUAUUUUCCAGAAUAUUAAAAGAAGACUUGUUUAUGGAGUGGUUGGGACAAAAAACAAGUCUAACCUACGGAUUGCGUUUAUUUGCCGUUUUCUCUCCUAAGGAGUCUGCAGAGCACUUUAACCGCAUGCUUUCUGAGCGUGCUCAGGAGAUUCAGGAACUGAGGAAGCAGUUGGCUGAUAAGCAACAGGAGCUUGCCAAAGCUGAGAGGAAAAGCUUGUCAACAACCCAAGAGAGUUAUUUAGAGACGGCAGAACUAAGAACCCUGCUUUUGGAGAAAGACGGCCUCAUUAACAAGCUUUUGCAGCGGGGUCAGGAGAGGGACAAGUUCUUGGCAGAGAUAAGUCAGAAGGCCGACGGAGAUCACGUGUUGGAGCUCAGGCAAACAAUUCAGAUCAUGCAAGAGAAACUUGAUGAGAGAGAAGCUGAGCUAUCAAGGAGAAACACCGAGGACAAUCAGGAGAACAUUCCAGUCUCCAAGAAAACGGUUGUUGUCCUGAAGAAAGAGUUGGCUCAGAAAACUGAAGCGCUGAACAUAGCUCUGAAGAGGGAAAACGAACUGAAGAUUUCUUUGGCUGAUCUCCAGUCACUGCUGUCCGAGCUCCAGGGUCGCAGUGAAGGUCAAGCUGCCAACAUUGAUUCCCUCACUGCUACACUGAAGACCAAGGAUGAGAUUAUUAAUGUUCUCCAUCAACGCCUUGGCCAGGGAAGUCACAGCCAGACUGAUUCUACUCAAGACCAUCUGAUUGGCUCCAACAUGGAUAGAUCCCUUCCUGCACUGCCUCAGAGAGAGAUAACCAUGAUAGGAGGAGACAGCCAGCAGAACGCUUUGCCCCAUCGUUCGGCCUUGCAGCAGGAGCAUGAUGCUCUAAAUAAAGCCCUGAGAGCUGAACAGCAGCUGUACUCCAGUUUAGUUCGGACUGUGAAGGAGCCGGAUAGUGGCCAGCGUCUCCAUGCUCUGCAGCUGGAACUGACAGCAGUUCAGCUGCUCAGGCAGCAGCUAGAAGACAGCAUCAAAACUAAUGAGGAGCUCAGGGAUGACUUGGAGACAGAGAUACAGAGAGCCAAACUCAGAGAAGGUAUGGACCUCAUUGAUCCUAAGGAACUGGAGAGCAUGAGGCAUCAGCUUGAGGACGCCCAGCGCUGGAACGCGUCACUGCAGGCUCGCUUGGGAGCAAUUCAGAACCGUGGAGGAGGAGUUGGCGGAACCAGCGAUGGUGGUGAAACUUUGAGUUUCAUUGGAGAUCAGACGUCUUACAUGAGCAUCUGUGUGGGAGAAGGGCCUGAUGAUGGCUCGCUUCAGCUUUCUCCUCAGGAGCUUCAGCAGAAGGUGCUGGAUUUACAGGAGCAUGUCGCUGGGCUUCAGAGUUUAAACAAUGAGCUGCAGAGCAGAUUAUCACAAGUGGAGAAGUCAGAGCGGGACGCUUUGGAAAGGGAAGACAAAGAUCUGACUGGUAGAAGCCGGUUCAAACAGCAGCUCCAGGAGAUUUGUGAGAGGCAGCCACAGUGUGACACUGACAGGGAACGUCUUCCUGGUCAAGAUAAAGAGAUCCAGACAGAGACAAGCACCUUAAGAAAGACUGAAUCUAGAAAUCUGCUCGGUGAUGAAAACAUGACCAGCAGGUCCAGCCAGGGUAGAGGGCAUGCUCACUCUGUCAGCACCCUGUCACACAGCGGAGGCGACGGCGGUGCAGAAAGCAACACGGAGGCUUUGGCGCGGACGUCUGAGCUGGCAGGAUUUGUGUCAAACUCUAAGCAGCAUCAGAGAGAGGAACUACACCGACUUCAAUCAGAAAAUCUGAAGCUGUGGGGUCUAUUGAAGGAACAGAAGUCCACUGAGUGCAAAGAAAAAGAGAGCGCAGAUGUCUCGGGGAACAGCAGCGAUGGGCAGGCUGAAUUAAGGAGGAGUUUGGAAACGUUUCUGUCUAAUCCUAAACGCGGUUCCACGAUCUUUAAAUCACCAAAGCAAACUCCAAAGAAAUCAAGCAAAGCGUCGGCUGGAGAGAGCGCCGUCACUAAUGUCAGCUCUGCAGAUAAAAAUCCGAAACCUCAAAGUAAAACACACCACAAGUCUCCAAAGCAGCAUGUCACCAGACACAGGGCUGGUGUCAAGUCUCGCCUCCCUGUGCCUGUGAGGCUCAGAGCAGAGGGCAGCACUGGCAGGCAGUCUGUGACCUCUGACCCGACGCAGACUGACGCACAGCAACACUCUGCUCUGGAAGAUGUUUCUGGUUCUGACCAGCAGCUGCAUACCAACUCAGAUUCAGCACCGCAAACCACCGUCAGACACUCACACACUAGCUGCAGCCCUGCAGAGUCAGACGAGGGCUCUGAUCCCGGAGCGCCGGUGGAUCACGCCCACAGCGAAUCUGCUCUUCUUUCCCAACUCGAGCUCCUCCACCAGGAAUGCCAGGAAAAGGAGGUUCUGAUAAAUAAGAUGAGGAAGCAGCUCAGCGACCUGCAGGAGCUGCAUGCUCAACUGCAGGAAAGGGAGAGACAGAAUGCCCAGCACGCUGUGGCCUUGCAGGCUGCGCAAUCCACCAUUGCUUACUUGACAGCCUGCAGUCUGGACAACCAGAGCAGCUUUGGUCCGCACCCCAGUUCUGGCUCUGUGGGUUCCGACGUCGACCUCCACAGUAGAUGCAUGGAGUUGCAGAAAGCACUUCAGGAGAAGGAAGAGCUCAACAACCAGCUCAUCGAGCUCCUGAGCAUGGCGGAGAAAGCCAUCGCUUCUUCUCAGAGCCAAGAUGAGAAAUCUGAAACGGAUGGUCUCUCCUCACGGAUAGAGGGUGCUUUACAUGAAGUUCACACACACUCGCACAGAGAUAGCCCAGAUCAAGCCAGCGGCCAAACUGAGAACUCUGUGCUUGAGCUGCAGCAGCAUGCAGACUCUUUGCAAAAAGCCCUGUUAGAACAAAGUAAGCUAAACGCAGAGCUCCAGGAGCAAUUAAGGGCUGCAAAUGAAGCUGCACAGCGUGACGGUUCUCAUUUAAUUGGCCCCACCUGGAGGCAAGGAGAUGGAACUACAGAGUUGCUUGAAGAUGACGAGUCGAGGGAUGACGACAGUGCAAAGAGAGGUUGUCAUAAUCCCGAUUUAAAUCAAGAAAUGUUUAGCGUCGUACUGAAGUGCUUCAGCGCAACAGAGGCUGCUGUUUCCUCGUUAGCCGGCCACUGUAAAAACACAGCCUCCCCAGCCUCUCAUAAAUCAGAACUAAACGCUAGCCUGCAAAAAGAUUUUGACAAUCUUCAGAGAGCGCUUCAAGAGAGAAGCAAACUGACUGAAUCUGGAGAGCAAGGAAGGAGAAGCAGCAGCGAUCUGCCCUCUGCCUCAUUGGAAACAAAAGAGCCGAAGCUCUAUUGGGAUCUCUGUCACCUUCACAAGGUUCUCAGCGAUUACUCUCGAAGAAUAAGUGACCUCCAGGGCUGCGCGCAGCAAGAGAGAGGUCACAGAAGAGAGGGCGAGGUCCGCUGGGUCGAACACGAUGACAAGGGAUUACCACCAGAUGUUAAGCUCCAACUGGAGACAUUACAUAAGGCUCUGAGGGAGAAAAAGAAAGCGUACAAAAACCUGGAGGAGAAACUGGCCACCGCUCUUACCAGCACAUCCUCUACAGAAACUAUAAGAAAAGCCGCUCCUGAGCAGGGACACAAAAGCGUGCAGGUGGAUUUGCAGGACCUGGGUUACGAAACCAGUGGCAAGAGUGAGAACGAUAGGGAAGAGAGCAGUAGCACAGAUCUAGAGGUGGGGGUGAACCCCAGCUGCAGUGCGUCCAGCCUGCCUUCACUCUUGAAAAAUGAACAUGCCGCCUUCUCCUCCACCGAGAACUUGGACUCGAACUCCAGCACUCCUUACCCAAGUUCCCCGGCUCUCAGCUCAGCCAAAGUCAGCCUGAAAAACCUACAGAUGUAUGAUGAGUUCGGGGCUUCAGAGGACCCUCUGCAGCUUCAGGCACAAGUCAGAGAGUUGAAAGCCCACCUGGAAAACCAGGCAAAAGUUAUCCUGCAAAUGCAAAGCCUCCUGCACAGAAACUCCCUCUCCAGCGACAUGGUUGCAAACACCUCCCAUCCGCUCGCUGUCAGGGAGAAAGACGACGCACACAAAGCGGACUGCAAUCAAGAAAGGGUCGGGCAGCCGAGUGGGAAAAAGGAGGCCGAAAACCAGUCGGCUACGGACAGAGCCGGUGUUGUGAAUAUCGACUUGUGGAAAGAGAGAACGCUGAACCGAAGCACAAACGAACAGCUGCAUCAAACCCGCAGCCGCUCAACGUCACCUGCUAGGCUUGAUUCUCUGGUGAAGUCUCAGGCCAGAGAGUUGUCACAGCUGAGGGAGCAAAUCAAGGAGAGCCGCAGGCUGGGAGUGCUGCAGCGCCGCCAGCUGGAGGAGCUGAGCAAGGCGUUCAAAAACCUGGUGCACUCUGGAGAAGUGGACUACUACAUGGGGGAGGUGGUGAAGGAGCAGCUGAACAAGAGUCUGAGCCUUCUGGACAAGCUGGAGGGCCGGCUGGACAAAGAAGAAACUCAUCCGGUUAGUGAGGAUGUUGCAGCUUUAGAACUGUCUCGCAGACUGGCUAAGGAGUUGCAGGAGAAGAAUCGCCUCAUCCAGAGCCUCCAGAGUCAGGUCCGAGGUCAGACUCCCAGCAGCCACCGCAGUUCCCAGUCCGACCUGAGCCGCUCAGACGUGACGAUUUCCUCCUGCCACAGCGGCAGCAGCACCACACAAGGCGGCAGCAGAGCACACAGCCAGCAGCAUUCUGCCGAGAACUCGAGAGCAGCCAUCUGUCCUGCAGGAGGCGCUCCGGAGAAAGGUGCGUCUCCUCACAGAGACGCUGCCAGCAGACUGCAGCAUCUGCAGCGGGAGAACCGGCGGCUGCAGGAGCAGCUGAAGAGCAACGAGGAGCUCAACGUCACCUUACGCAGCGAGCUGGACCUGCACCGCUCCAUUAUGGCGCAGACCAGCCUGCACCACCGAGAGCAGGAGCCAGUGCCGGGUCAGGAAGCCGCAGAGCCUCAAACGGGGACGCGUGAGCAAGGUGGAGACGUCGACUCACAAGGAGGAGAACAGCCUCGCACUAUGAGUUCAGACCUGCUGGCUGAAUAUCUCCAGGAGAUCAGAGCGUUACGCCAACGACUGGAGGAGAGCAUUCGCACGAACGACCGCCUGAGAGAACAGCUGGAGAGGAAGUUAGCCGAGGUGGAGAAAGACCCGGCCACAAACAUUUUUAUCCAGAACAGCGAGGAGCAGGGUCAGCUGGUUAAUGAAGUUCGCUUCCUUUGGGAACAAAAUCAAGUGCUAAAAGAGCAGCUCAACGUGGGAUCUCGAGACAAGCAGAAGGAGAACGAGAAGCUGCGCGAGACUCUGGCGCGGCGGACAGCCAAGCUGGAGCAGAGCAGGAAGGAGAGUGAAGUUCUGCGGAAGGAAAACCUCAGACUGCAGGAGACGCUGGAGCAAAGCCGCCAGGAGAACGUGCUGCUGCAGAAGUCCCUGCAGGCCAGCAGAGAGGAGCUGCAAAGGUUGCAGUGUGAGGUGAAGCUCCAGAGGCAGCAGCUGUCCGACUCCCAGCAUCUGCUGCAGUCGCUGCGAGUGGAGCUGCAGGUUUAUGAGAACAUCCAGAACGACUCCAGCCAGCAUGAACGGCGUCAGGAGUCCCCGCAUCCUGUCCCCACCUCGCCGUCUGGCUCGGUGAACCUCGGAGAGCUGCUGUCCGAGAUCAGACACCUGCGGCUGCAGCUGGAGAGGAGCAUCCAGACCAACACGGCGCUGCGCCAGAGACUGGAGGAGCAGCUGCUCAGAGGACCCGGUCACUCUGAGACCAUCAACAUCAACUACCUGCUGUCGUCUCCAGAUGAAGCGGGCCGGCCACCCGGUCGGGAAGGCUGCGAUCCUCCACUUCUAUCCUUCCAAAGCCGCGAGCAAACCAGCGUCCAUCAUGUCUCCUCAGAAGUGAAACAUCAGGCUCAGUCGUACAACGACGCCGACUCCGUCUGCAGCAGCUCCGAACAGAGCGUCUCCGGCGCUCCUUCCCGGUUGGUCCCGGGCCACCGGAUGUGGGCCACCCGCAACGGGCGCCACGUCUUGGGUCUGAUCGAGGACUACAACGCCCUCCGCAAGCAGAUCUCAGAGGGGAGGAAGCUGUCACGGAGCAUGGACGCACAGCUGCACGAGUGCCUGCACUCGCUCAGACAGCAAGGCUCCGACAACCAGACAAGAGAAAAGCAGCAGUUGAAGAGUUUAUCCAGCAGCAGCAGCACCAUGCAGCAGGUGCUGGAGGAGGCCGGCCGGCUGCUCAAGCUGCUGUGGAAGGUCUCUCUGCCGGCUGCUGGCCCAGCAGGGGGCAGCACCGACAGCCAGCAGGAUGAGCUGCUGAAAAACGAGAUCGCCAGGCUGAAGAGCAGAUUGUCUCAGCAGGAGAGGAUGCUGAGCGGAACCGUGAAGCGCCUGCGGACCACCAACCAGCUCAAAGAGGGGAUGGAGAGAGUCAUCAUUGACCAAUUGUCUCUGACUCAUGGAGUGUUGAAGAAAGCUCGGGGGAAUUUAGAGACAAAUUACUGCACCCUCUUUGGGCAGAAAGGCCCGUCUGGAGGAGCAGGCGCAGGAGGUCCCAGUCAGUGUGCAGUAGUGGAGGCUGAGCAGAGAAGUUUCCCUGUUUCCAGUCUGACUGCAGACAGAGACUCUGAUUUAUCAGAUGGAAACGGCGCCGCCUCUUCGCACUGCAGCGACUGAACCCAACGUUACCCAGCCUUCAUGUCCUGCUGUAAAACCGUCACCUUAUAAAUCCAAGCCUUUUUAUACCUGAAUUGCACAACCUUUGCCUUUAUUUUAAUCGUGGUACUAAAGCUGUACAAGUUUAUUUUAAAACAGUGCCUGUAUAAAUAGCCAUCCUUGCAUUGCAGCAAAAAUAUUUUCCUUUAUCUUUUUUUUUUUUUACAUGACAAAAGUAUUUUACUACUGUUUUACCUGGUGUAGGAGCUACUGUGAGACAAAUAUGUUCAAAUGCAGUAAAAAGUAUCAUGAUGAUGAA
This is a messenger RNA of Poecilia reticulata (guppy), 10172 nucleotides long. The record is from RefSeq and is a predicted model, not a curated record. NCBI's taxonomy places the organism in Eukaryota, Metazoa, Chordata, Actinopteri, Cyprinodontiformes, Poeciliidae.